This is a messenger RNA of Episyrphus balteatus (marmalade hoverfly), 750 nucleotides long. RefSeq lists its product as uncharacterized. The record is from RefSeq and is a predicted model, not a curated record. The transcript has 3 exons. NCBI's taxonomy places the organism in Eukaryota, Metazoa, Arthropoda, Insecta, Diptera, Syrphidae. The coding region runs from base 1 to 750 and encodes 249 amino acids.
AUGGCUCCAAUCUCAGAUAGUUGCGAUGGAAACAGAGGACUAUCUCAACAGGAUUCUACUCACGAUCGAGAUGUAACCGCAGUCAGAUUGCAAACUGACCAAGGAACAAUCUGGAUCGCGUCGGCAUAUCUCGGCCAUGACCACCUCGGCCCUCUCCCUUGUGAUAAACUUCGGAGACUCAUAGCUGACGGUGAACGGCAAAAGAUCUGCCUCAUGAUUGGUUGCGAUGCAAACGCCCAUCACACGGUCUGGGGAAGUACCGACAUAAAUGAUAGAGAAAGUAAUACUGGCAAUGAACCAACAUUCGUUACCAGAAAAACGACAAGAAGUACUAGACAUUACUCUUGUCUCCAAUUCGAUUCAUCAAAGGAUAUUGAAUUGGAAAGUAUCAUAGAUCAUAGAUACAUCCAAUUUAGUAUUAAUGAUGUAACUACUAAACAGUUAGCAUUUCGAAACUAUCGCAAAACUAACUGGCAAAAAUACAGGGAAACUCUGAAAAGCUUACUUAAACCCGAAUUUCUAAGUUAUCCCUCAAACACAAUCGAUCUCGACAACAAAGUCAAUGAUCUCACUUCUGCCCUUAACCUAUCAAUGAAUAACUCCUGCCAACUCAUACAAGUAAGAGGAAAGCAGAAGCCACACUGGUGGAACUCAGGGCUAGAACCGCAUAGAAAAGGUUGUAGAAAACUUUUCAAUCUCGCCAAAUCCACUAGAGAUGUUCAGACUGGGACCCAUACAAAGAAUCCCUGA